This is a messenger RNA of Paraglomus occultum, 878 nucleotides long. The record is from the annotation of a GenBank genome assembly. NCBI's taxonomy places the organism in Eukaryota, Fungi, Glomeromycota, Glomeromycetes, Paraglomerales, Paraglomeraceae.
CGACACUCUAUCAUGAUGCAACUACUAUCACUCGAGAAAUUAUACUCGAAGAGCAAGACACUCCAGUAGUAACAGUGGUCAAUGGAGAUUGUUUGUUGGAAGGAUUAGAGUUGAAGAAGAAAGGGUUUAAUCCAAUUGUGUUAAACAUGGCCUGUCCCACGGUUCCUGGUGGCGGAUACGGCCAUGGUGCUGGAGCGCAGGAAGAAAAUUUGUUCAGAAGAACCAACCUAUUUCGGUAUCACGAACCAAAGAGGAAAGAAUGGUAUCCUCUUCCUCCAUUGGGUGGCAUAUAUUGUCCAAACGCAAUAGUAAUACGUAAUAGCGAGCAACUGGCGUACUGCUGGUUAGAAGAACCAGAAACUAUGUCAUUUGUGGCCGUUGCUGCCGUAAGACGACCCAAACUUAUUCGUGACAGAUUUGGAGAACUGACUCUGACGGAUCAGAAUAAAUCCUUGACACGAGACAAGAUCAAGGCUAUACUAAAUAUAGGAUUAGACAAUGGUCAUGAUGCGAUAGUCCUCAGUGCGUUCGGCUGCGGAGCAUUCUGUAACCCGCCGGCGACGGUAGCUCAACUAUUCUGGGAAGUAAUUUCGAGUGGAUAUGCCGGUGGUGUGGAACAACCAAAGACCUAUCGUCACAUAGUUUUCGCUAUAUUUGACGACCACAAUGCUAAUCGUCGACAUAAUGACGAGGGCAAUCUGAUACCAUUCCAAAGACGUUUUGCACAGGGAUUGAAUGGCCCCGAUCGCAUAGUAGUCCGUCGUGAAGAAAGAGAAGAUCAGGGACGCAAGAACAAGGAGACGAACCAGCGUGAGGAAAAAGAUAAUGGGAAAGGAUCACGUAGUAGUUUCUUUUCCCGACGUCGACCGUCUAAAUAA